Molecule: messenger RNA, 6050 nt
Organism: Astyanax mexicanus (Mexican tetra)
Lineage: Eukaryota; Metazoa; Chordata; Actinopteri; Characiformes; Acestrorhamphidae
Product: protein mono-ADP-ribosyltransferase PARP12
Exons: 12
Coding region: 65-2365 (766 amino acids)
Molecular function (GO): NAD+ poly-ADP-ribosyltransferase activity; metal ion binding
Source: RefSeq, a predicted model, not a curated record
UUCACUCAGUUACACAGAACAGCACAGACUACACAGAGCACAGGUGAAACGAAACUCAGCAGUCAUGCAAACAGCAGCUCUUAUUAAUCGGAUUUUAUGUGCCCAUGAUGGGAGAAUGGAGCUGGAGGAGCUGUACGGUCAGCUGAUUGGACCGGUGUUAAAGGAUGAAGUAGAAGAUGCUCUAAAAGACACAGAUAUGUUUGUGAUCACUGGUGAGGAAAACAAGGUGGUGGUUGCCAAGACUAAACUGAGGCUGUGUAGAGCCAGGGACUGCCAAGGCUGCAGUAACCUCCACCUGUGUAAAAAGUACCUGUUGGGAGACUGUCCAUUUGAGAAAGAGAGACGAGGAUGUCGAUUCUGCCACGAUUUAUACUCAGGACACAAUGUCAGUGUGCGACGUCAACACAACCUGCUGGAGCUGGAUCGCACUGAGCUGAGUGUUAUACUUCUUCAAAGUGACAACACCCUUCUGCCUCCAGUGUGUUUUACGUAUAACAAAGGCAGAGGGGAAUAUGGCCACUGUCCUGAUAAAGAGGCCUGUAGAAGACUUCAUGUGUGUCAGAACUACAUCAGAGGAACCUGUGAUGGAAGCGGUAGAUGCAGCCGAUGCCACGACUUCUUUGAGCCUCAUCCGGUGAAAACCCUCCAGGCUAAAGGAAUUCCCAGUCAGCUGAUAGGAUCCAUGCUGACAGUAUACAAGAACAUACUAGCAGUCUGGGAUGCUAAUCAAGUGAACACAUCAGCCAGUUCAUCAGAGAAAUCAGACAUAUGCCUCUUCAACAUCAAAGGAUACUGCAAACAAGGAAACAGGUGUCGGCAGGUGCAUUUCCAUCUGCCUUAUAAGUGGGAAAGCAGAGAAAGACAUGGCUGGAAAGUUCUGCCAGAUAACGAAGAGACAGAACGUGCAUUCUGUGAUCCCAAUAAGACAUACAGUGAUGGUGCUGAACCAGUAUACUUUGAUACAAUGACUCAAGGUUUUGCAGAGGUUCGUCGUCUCUCCACUCUUUCGUCAGUGCUGAACCCCACCUUCAUCCUCACCACCACCUGGAUCUGGUACUGGGAGGAUGAGAAUGGAAACUGGAUCAAGUAUGGAAAUAAUGGAACCCAUCAUUCAUCUUCCAUUACCAGUGAGGAUCUGGAGAGUAAAUACCAAGAAGACAACAGCGCUACAAUCCAGUUUACAGCAGGCCCACAUUCUUAUGAACUCAACAUGCAAGACAUGAUUCAGUCCAACCAACAGAUCGGCACUAAAAGGCUGGUGAGGAGGAGACCUUUGUUUCUCACAACAGAAGAUGUACAAAAGAUCAAAAGAAGUCAAAAGGAAUUCAGUGGGCAUUCACAAAAUUUGCCUCGUCACUGGGAUAAAACCAAGGUUCCAGAAAUUGGUUUCAAGAGAGUUCCCCUAAGAAACACUACAGAUGAGUUUAGAAGAAUUUUUGAGCUCUUCAGUCAGACAAUGUCAGGAUUCAGUGUGAGGAGGAUUGAGAGGGUGCAGAACCGGAGCUUAUGGAGUGUUUUUCAAUGGCAGGCUGACGUCCUGAGGAAGAAAAAUGCAGGAAAGGAAAACAAGAAACUUCUGUUCCAUGGCACUCUGUCUAGACAUGUUGAUGCCAUCUGCCAGCAGAACAUUGACUGGAGAAUAUGUGGAGUUCAUGGAACAGCAUAUGGAAAAGGGAGUUAUUUUGCCAGGGAUGCCAGCUACUCCCAUAGUUACACCGAUCAAUCUGAGACUCGAUGCAUGUUUGUUUGUCGGGUUCUGGUAGGAGAAUACACGACUGGACAUUCCAGCCAUGUUCGCCCUCCCCUGAUGGAUGGAGAAGACACCAUUUUUUUUGACAGCUGUGUAAAUGACAUCAACAACCCCUCCAUAUUUGUGGUUUUUGAGAAGACUCAGAUUUACCCUGAGUACUUCAUUCAGUAUGAUGAUCUGCAUGUCAGCACUCCUACAUUAAUCCAACCCCCACCACAAGUGUUCUCUUCUGCACUCACCCUCCACUCAGCCCACAGGAUGCCAUUCAAUCAGCUGCACAGACCCACCACAUCUGGAUAUUUUGCCAGUGCCUUAAAGCCAGAACAUCACAAUUUGACCGGAGCAUCUCGGGGAUUUGGUUCAAUGACGUCUUUAGCGAACCUUUCCACUCACGCCAAUGCUCCUGACACAACCAAGCAACAGAAUUCCAGACCAAGAAGGUCAAAUAUGAGGAACGCAACAAGAAGAUUUGGUUCUUUAACAAAUCUGUCAGUGCAUGAUGGUGCUUCACCUACACUUAGCCUUCAUUCCAGACCUCAGACUGGUUUUCCCCAACCAAACACUAGGCAGGGAACUAAGAGCUCUACAAUGGUUAACCAGUCUUGGGUAGUCUAGAUACAUUUAAAGAAGGGUUCCUUCACCUGUCGAUGAACUGACAAAUAGAACUGUUAGUACAGGAGGAGAAAUAUGUUAGUUUUCCUGAGAGUUACACAGAAAAUGUAGCAAGACAAUAGAAGCCACAAACCAUUGAGUUUAUAGACAAUAGCCCUAUGGGAUGGGAUUAGUUUCUCAGGGGGACGUCUGUGAAAAAUAUUUCAGACUUCUACUCAGUGAUAAAACUCCUGCAUCUGGACUGCAAUUGAAAAAAACAGGAGGACCAGUGAGUUUUAGGCUUUCUUGGUCACGUGACAUCGCAUUACAUAGCUCCUCCAUGUCCACUCGCUGUUGGUUUUACGUAGAUCUUCGAGCACACGCCCAAAGUGUAAUUAUGGUGAGUGGCAGUGGACAAAUAGCUAUUUUGUUAAAAGUAAGGUGACGAAACUCAAGAGAUGUGGAUCCAGACAGGACUAAAAUUACUGGACAACCACAGAGUUCAACAAAAAACAGUAGGUAAUUGAGCCUGUCAUUUGCUCAGAGGACGUCAGAGAAACACUAAUGGUCAUUCCGGAGGGGGAAUAAAAUCACAGAGGAUCCUCCAUUAAAGAGAAAAUUAUCCAAGGACCGCCUGAGAAACUAAUCUUGUCCGGAUAAAGCUAUUGUCAUUACGCUAAUACUUACCUUCUAAUUGAGACUGCAAGCUGCUAAAACACUAAGGAGUGAGGAAGAACUCUUGUAAUUUAUUAGUUACAAGAUAUAUCACUAACAAAGUGGAAGGAACUAAUAAAAUAAAAAGGAAAUGUCUUUUAAUAAUUUGUAAAAUAUAUAUUGUAAUUAAUUUGUGUGUUUGUGUUGUUGCUAACUUUUUGGCCUAACUUUUUGUUAUCUGGCAAAAAUGAUCCUUUCUUGAUUCCCCUUAAUUUCAUGUUAGUUAUUAUGAUUAAAUACAGCUAGUAGCUUCUUUGUGAGAUCAUAAAAUGAUUCAUUUACUUUUUGGAUUGACUAAAAACACUCUGUACUGUAAAAAAAAGUCCAAGGAGCUCAAAGCAGAUCUGAGAAGGAUAACUAUAGGUUUGCACAAGCCUGCAGUACUGCUGGAGCCACUUCUACCAAAGAUCAUCGUUCAAACGUAAGAGAUUAGACUGUUGGACUAUGGACUGUGCUUAUGUGGCUCUUGUUAAGCCAACAACCACAUUUAUUGUCAAGAGAAAAAUUCUUGUUUUUUAAUUCCAUGUCAGAAAAAAUGACAGAAAAAUAAAUUAUUAAACCAUAAUCUUCAGGUCCAUGAUGACACUUAUGACAAUUAUAUUUAAAUCAUAGACUAAUUAUAAAGAUGUAAUACAAAAAGGAAAAAUCAGCAAUGUUACCACCCUUGUAAGUAUACCAUUUAAUUUUUAAAUAUAAUGCUUCUUUUUCCAAAUAAUCUUGGCCAGAGCAAAUAAACAUCUUAAUUAAGUUUAAGUGUUCUAAUAUCCUACUUAAGGGAAAUCAUAGGUUUAGAAUUAGUUUAUUCUGAAUUUAAUUUAGAUGAAUAACCUUAUAAUUAGUGAUUUUAUCAUUCUAAAUCACUUAUUAAUAAAAAACUAUUAAGGAAUUAGCUUUGCCAUCCCAAAACAUCUGCAGGAGACAUUUCAGAUUAGAAGCUGAACGUUGGAUUUACACUGAACAAAAAUAUAAACGCAACUGGUUUAUAACAAGACUUUUUGCUCCCAUUUUUCAUGAGCUGAACUCAAAGAUCUAAGACUUUUUCUAUGUACACAAAAGAGCUUUUUCUCUUAAAUUUUGUUCACAGUUGGGUCUAAAUCUGUAUUAGUGAGCACUUCUCCUUUGCUGAGAUAAACCAUCCACCAGUCACAGGUGUGGCAUAUUAAGAUGCUGAUUAGACACAGUGAUUAUUGGGCUGUAUCUUGGGCUGUCCACAAUAAAAUGCCUCUCUAAAAAGUGCAGUUUUGUCACAAAGCAAAAUGCCACAGAUGUUGCAAGUUUUGAGUGAGUGUGCAGUUGGCCUACUGACUGCAGUCUCCAAAGGCAAUUCAGAGAAUUUGGCAGGACAUCCAACCGACCUCUCAACCACCAUGUCUAACCAAACCAGCCCAGGACUUUCACAUCCAGCACACAGCAAAUUUCAGGAGUUCGGAAAUCUGGAGUUAAAAAAAAUGUGUGGAAGUGUUAAAUUGUUUCAGUUUAUUCUCCAACUUAAACUACAAGUUGAGUUGAGGGGAACUGUUUGGUGGUGUAGAGUUUAUUUCAGAGUUUAUUCCAAGGUGUUGAGGAGCGUGACUGAACUCUCUAAUGGGCGUGUCCCCCAAUUCUAGCUUACCACCAGUGUGAAGUCUUGCCCACCAGGGCUCCUUCUAUGGGGUAUUUCAUUAUAUUUUAUAUAUAAUGUAUGUCUAGUCAACAUUUUGUUGGCUACAGUGCAUCUUCUGCACUGUUAAGUUUGAUAAAUUGCUGACAAUGCACUGAAAACAAUGCACUUUUUAUAAUAUUAGUUUAUCAACACAUUUUUUUACAUUAUCUGUUAAUACUGUGAAGAAGUUUAUGUUAAAAUUAACUCCAGCUGAGAGCUGUAAUUAAACACAGUUAAACAACAGUUCAGAUUUAAGUCCUGAACAGAGUUAAAAGGCAAACUCCCAGAAAAAAACUCUCAGGGAGUUUAUUCCAAAAAACAGAAUUUGCUGUGCAUCUUCAGCUCCAAGAUGGUCUGAGACUAGCCACCCGGACGGACAGCUGCUGUAACAAUCGGUUUAUAUAACCAAAGACUUUCUGCACAAACUGUCAGGAUCCGUCUCAGUAAAGCUGAUCUGCAUGCUUGUUGUCCUCAUCAGGGACUCCACCUGACUGCAUUUUGUUGCCAUAGCUGAUUUGAGAGGGCAAAUAAUCACUUUUGGUGGCUUCUGGCACAAUGGAGAGUUGCUCUCUUUAGGGCUGAAUCUCGUUUUUUACUGUACCGGGCAGAUGGCAGACUGUGUGUAUGCCAUUUUGUGGGUGAGUGGUUUGCUGAUGUCAGUGCUGUGAAUCACGUGGCCCAUGGUGGCGGUGGUGUUACGGUACGGGCAGGCGUAUGUUAUGGACAAUGAACACAGCUGCAUUUUUUGGAAGGAAUUUUGAAUGCACAGAGAUACUGUGAUGAGAUCCUGAGGCCCAUUGUUGUGCCAUUUAUCCAUGACCAUAACUUCAUGUUGCAGCAUGAUAAUAUGGCUUGGCCCCAUGCUGCAUAGACCUGUACCCAGUUCCUGAAAGCUGAAAAUGGUGUUUACACCAGAUACUGACUGAUUUUCUGAACCCCCCAGAUUCUAACAAUACUGUAAAACUGCACAUUUUAGAGUAGUCUUUUAUUGUGACCAGCCCAGAGUAAACCUGUUUAAUAAUCACUGUGUCUAAUCAGCAUCUCGAUGUGCCACACCUGUGACUGAUGGAUAGUUUAUCUCAGUAAAGGAGAAGUGCUCACUAACUCAGAUUUAGACCCAAAUGUGAGCAAAAUUUGAGAGAAAAAUGGGAGCGAAAUGGGAGCAAAACCAGAAGUGCUGCUUUCAUAUUUUUGUUCAUUGUAGUAUGGUAGCAUCAUGGUACUGAGACAUUACUUUAGAAACAGUUUCAAUAUAUUACCACUAAUAAAGGAAAUCUGUAAUUAUGUAUAUCACCAUGUAAUUUACAGAAAAAUUGUUAUGAAUCUUACAAUAAAAUAAAUAUUUUGGUCAAA